This is a messenger RNA of Paramuricea clavata, 5406 nucleotides long. Lineage: Eukaryota; Metazoa; Cnidaria; Anthozoa; Malacalcyonacea; Plexauridae. The record is from the annotation of a GenBank genome assembly.
UCUCUUCGAUCCAAGAUGGCGUCUCGUUCGGGUCAGCGUGAACAACGUGCCUCCAGAAAAGUCGAAACAGACGAAGCUGAAGAUGAUUUAACUAAAGUAGAAUACGAAACGUCGGAAGGGGUUGAAGUUAUACCAACGUUUGACGGCAUAGGACUUCGUGAAGACCUUUUGCGGGGCAUAUAUGCAUACGGUUUGUCAAGUUAUAUGCAUGCUAAAAUUUGAAAACUGAGUUUAAUCAUUUUGGGAUAGUUUAAUACUGUAACCGACUCAUUACUCAAUACAUAUACCUUCAAAGACAUGCUAUAAAAUACAUGCUAUAAAAUUGCCCAGUUACAUGUUUUUUAAGUACUUUUCGCGGCUACUGUAAAUUUCAACUACCAAAUUAGCCCAAAUACUUUUGUGACAAUUGUUGCUGGAAUUUCGAAACUAUAGAAACACGUGCGUUAUGGAAUUAUGUAGAGAAAUGCAUGGCUUUCUUUUUUUAUUCUUGUCAAGGUUUUGAAAAACCAUCUGCAAUUCAACAGAGAGCAAUCAAGCCUAUUCUGAAAGGACGAGAUGUAAUUGCACAGUAAGUUUUAGAAAAUCUUCAAUUCAACAGGUACUGUAAGCCAGCAAGUUUAGAGGCUGUUGCGAAUAGACACUCUCUCACAAUCAAUGUUUUACUUUCUUUGACCCACUACCUCACUGCACACCAGUCAAUGUCUUUUCUAUGGGACUGUCGACAAAUACAUUUUGUUCUGCUUUGCAGACUUUAUACUUCGUGAUUGCUUUGACCCACUACCCUAAGCUACCCCCCCCCACCACCACAUUUGGGGAACAAGCCUAUGAAGCAGGAUAAAAUGUUUGUCAACAACCCUUAAUAGAAAAGCCCCAUUUUCGUCAGAGUUAUUCUUUAAUUGUGUGCUCUUUGUUAUGACUUCUGGUCUAGGACACUUGUAUCUAUAAGUACUCUACUCUGGUCAUUAUACAACAAGAUUGCAAGACUAAAUCUAUAUCACCAUAUGGGUCAAUGACCUUCAAUUACGAUAUUGAUUGAAGUUCAUUACAAAAUUUUUUAUAGAUCGCAGUCUGGGACUGGAAAGACAGCCACUUUCUCAAUUGCAGCCUUACAAUGUCUAGACACACAGGUACACUAAGCUUGUUAUUUCUUCUUAAUCUCUUAUGCAUUCUUCAGAGCUCCGAAUUUAAACAUGUCCAUUUAUUUUAUUUAGAGUCGAGAACCCCAAGUUCUUGUGCUGUCACCAACAAGAGAACUUGCCAACCAAAUUCAAAAGGUAUUAAAAUUGGUUGUACAUGAUUAUGAGUAGAAUAAGUUUAGUCUAAAGAACAGUUCAUUGAGUUCCUUGUUUGGCAGGUUUGUUUGGCUCUUGGUGACUACAUGAACGUUCAAUGCCACUCCUGUAUUGGUGGUACAAGUAUCGGGGAAGAUAUCAGGAAGUUGGAUUAUGGACAACAUAUUGUUUCAGGGACGCCUGGCAGAGUAUUUGGUAACUUAUGACUCAAAUGUAUUGCAUUAUGUAAUGUCAUGUUUUAAACAUAGUUUAGAAGAGGCAAUGAAACGUUUUGUCCAAUGUGUUUAGAUAUGAUUGGUCGAAGAAAUCUUAGAACACGAAACAUCAAAAUGUUUAUUUUGGAUGAAGCAGAUGAGAUGCUCAACAAAGGUAUUAUUUUUGAAACAUCCAAGGAUGCCCCCCCCUCGUGUAAUUCCCCACCUACCCUUUGUAAUUCCCUACCUUGCCCCCAUUGUAAUUCCUCCUCCUACACCCCCCUGACACUAGUAACGUUUAACACUGGUAACUUUUAACACUGGUACUGGUAAAGCAACAAUGUCCUCCCUGGAAAUAUACAAUAUACACCCCCAGGAAAAUCAGCACCCCCACCACCCAUUCUCUGGAAAUCCCCCCCCCCCCCUCAUGAAACCUAUGUAUAUUUUGAAAAGUUUAAUACAGACAACAGUAACCAAUUUUGCUACAGUGAUUCCUAAUGCAACUUGCCAAAAAGGACAUAUAGAACAUGGUUAAACAGCAAUUAUGUUUUUUGUAGGUUUCAAAGAACAGAUUUAUGAUGUCUACAGAUACCUCCCCCCUGCAACACAGGUUUGACCAUCUAUUAUAUUCAAUUGCUCUAAGAUUUGUAUUUUUGUGAUAUUAAGUGAGGUAAAUUGUAUUUGCUCAAUGGCUCUUUCAUAGGUAAUACUCAUCAGCGCUACUUUACCUCACGAAAUCCUCGAGAUGACAGCACGCUUUAUGACAGAUCCCAUACGCAUCCUGGUAAAACGGUAAGUAGUUCUAACCCAGUAAACCCACUCAAUGUUUUGUAAAAGGAUUUUGAGUGUGAAUUUUUAUUCAUUUAUUAGACCUAACCAGAGCAUUCCAAUGUUUGUAUCUGUGACUGCUCAACCUAAGAUGCAAAUUAACUGUCUGUUUUAUUUUUAGUGAUGAAUUGACUUUAGAAGGAAUCAAACAAUUCUUUGUCGCUGUGGAACGAGAAGAGUGGAAGUUUGACACGUUAUGUGAUCUCUACGAUACCCUCACCAUCACACAGGCCGUCAUCUUCUGUAACACCAAGCGAAAGGUACCUGUUGGUUCAGUUUACACAAUGGCCUAAUUUAUUGAAAACACAGAUCAUCUCUUAAGCCAGCACUGUGCAUCUGAAAGAUCAUUGUUCUUGACAUGUUCUAUUAAGCUACGGAUACACGGGCAAUACUUCUCUGGCGAUGGCAAUGCAAUGGUGGUAAAAUCGUUGCAUUGCCGUCGCGAGAAAGAAAUUGCUUGUGUAUCAUGCUCUGCGACGGCAACGCAAAGCUGCGCGCAAUCGUUGCCGAAAUUUCAAAUCAUUUGAUUUUCGGCAAUGAUUGCCGAAAAUUGGGAGGUGUGGUCAAGGAAGGUCAAGGUUGAUGAAUGACACGUUUCUUGACCAGCCAAUGAAAAGCGUUAUGAAAACAUAUAUUGCAGGUGAAAUAUUGCAGGUGUAGCCACCUUGUGCGACGGCAACGCAAUGCUGUUAUCAGCCAUUGCGUAACCAUCGCAGCAAAAAUAUUGCUCGUGUAUCCGAAGCUUUAGUCUUUCAUUUAUAAAGACAGGUUUACAGGUUUUAUUGUCAAAGUUUCUGUGAUCACAGUAGGAAUUUUGCAUAGAUAAAUUUUAAGUUUUGAAGGAUUUGUAAGAAGUGUUUGAGGAAACUGACUGACUCGGUGUUAAACAGCGAAUCAGUUCCCUCGAGCAUUUCUUACAAAUCCUUCAAAACUAUCCAAUAUUCAAAAUUCCUAUUGUGAUCACAGAAACUUUGAUAGUUUAAACCAGUCUUCACAUUUUGUUUAAAAUAUUCUACAGGUUGAUUGGUUAACGGAAAAAAUGCGAGAAGCCAACUUCACAGUGUCGGCUAUGCAUGGUGACAUGCCUCAAAAAGAACGAGAAGCAAUUAUGAAAGAGUUUCGGGCAGGGCAAAGCCGAGUAUUAAUAUCAACGGACGUUUGGGCUCGAGGGUUAGACGUUGCACAAGUGUCUUUGGUCAUCAACUAUGAUUUGCCUAACAAUCGUGAAUUGUAUAUCCACAGGUAGACAACUAAUAGAAUAGCUUGGUUUCACCGUGGACAAUUUAUUAAAUAACGUUAUUUUACAAUCCAUGGUUUCAUAGAUAGUCAUCAACCUGCAGUUAUCAGAGUGAGACAAUAUUUUUUGAAACCGACCAAUUACGAUUCGUGAAAAGUACUUUUGAUUUUAAUUUUUUUGUAGAAUUGGUCGUUCCGGGAGAUUUGGUCGUAAAGGUGUCGCAAUUAACUUUGUGAAAUCAGACGAUAUUCGAAUUCUCCGUGAUAUUGAGCAGUACUACAGUACGCAGAUUGAUGAAAUGCCAAUGAACGGUAAGAUGCACUUGUCUGAUUUUGAGAAGAGUGCUUCCAGUUUGAUUCUACCAAACACUGCGGGUUUGCUAUGGGUACUAUUGUUUCCUCCUGUAGCAAGGAAUGGCCCAUACUGGACCUCUAGGGCGAACUGUCUAGAACUGUUAGAGUAAAAUCCAGACAAUGUAUAUAAAUAAAGUUAGUGACAAUAGGGAGAACAUUACAACAGUCGUACACAUUUAAUUGAUUCAAACUUGUUUCAUUUUUAGUGGCUGAUUUGAUCUAGAGAGUGAUCAGAUAGAACAAACUGGAAUAUAAAAGUUUGGAAGCCAUUCUCGCACGAAGUUUGCAAUGACACUCUCUGCACGCAUAAACAAUUGUCAAUAUUUUUAACAUCCAGAUCUGUAAAGUUGAUCUUAUAAACUUUCAAUGUAAUUUGUAAACUCCAAACGUUUGUAGUUGUAUGAUACUGUACUGUUAUUUUAAAUAAAAUAAAUGUAGAAAAUGAUAAAAGUCUCUGUAUAAGAGGAACCAAACGCAAACUAUGUGUAUAUUUAAGACCAAACCGGGAGUAGAGCUAAGUAGUACUGAGCCUCCACCGCAAGCAUCGCCUUUGAUUGACGGGCAGAAUUGGGUUGUGGGCAACUAACAUUAGUGGCCAUCUCCACCGACUUUCUAAAUCCAGAUGACCAUGAGGAGAUACCUGCGGAGGCUAGGUGUGUUCAAAAUUCAGCACAAAAGAAAUGGCUUUUAUGACCCAGUAAUCCCAGAAGUGAGGUACACGGCACGAGAGCUGUCUCCUCCGCUUAAGUAUUUACAAAUAACUUACAUGAAGUUUCCUGUCUAAAGGUGAGCGCGCGCGGAGUGAUGGGAAGAUUGAAAUCGCUCACUUUUCCCUCACUAGAAACUUCAUGCAAGCCUCUGCGGAGGAGAGAAACACGAGAGUGGACCGCUUCAAUACUGAACUUUCGUUGUGUGUAUGGAUGUGGUUAUUAUUUACAAUAUUUAUACCGUUCUGCUAUCCUUUAAAUCUUAUUACUUUAAAGUGGCCACCAAAGAUAUAUGUUAAAUAAUAGUGGCGCCAUUCCCUUUAAUUAUCCAAAAAUGUCCUUUACUGUUCCUCAGUCAUCAUCAUCAUCAUAGUCUUCGUCAUCACCCUCGUCCUCAGCCUCUUCAAAUGCCUCCUGCUGCGCGGCCCGCAACGCAUUCUCUUCCUCGACUGUCGGGUCGUCUGCCUCGGUGAUUUCGGGCCCGCUUGGGUAUUCCUCUUGAGGUGUGGGUGGUGCUGGCGGACUGUAGUUCUCGGAACUGUACUUCUGACCCCAGCCAACGUACACGUUCUCGAAUUUUCUAGGAAACAAGAUAAGAUCAGAACAGGCGCUCUCAAAGACAAUGAGUGACUGGAUAACAAUGGAAUAUUUAUUCCGAAUGAAAAGUGACCAACCUCUCAACGGCAAAGCAAUGGCCACCGGGCCACAGAUUGCUAUGUAAAAUAGCCACAGAGUGUUGUGGCACGAGACUUGGUGCCCUGACGGCUGUCCAUGCUGGGAAACCAUCGAUAUCUG